AUGCCAUAUGUAUUCCAGCUGCUAGCUGCGUUACUUGAAGUAGACCCCACUGGCUCAUUCCCAGACUACUUCAAGGAUAUGAUUGCCCCCAUUCUUGCGCCAGUUAUGUGGGAACAGAAAGGAAAUGUUCCUGCACUAGUUCGCCUGCUGCAAGCUAUCGUUCGACGUGGGGCGGAUAUAUUGAGCAAAAACAACCAAAUUGAGCCCAUAUUAGGGAUCUUCCAAAAGCUAGUUUCUUCCAAAAUUAACGAAAGCUAUGGCUUUGACCUUUUGGAAACUGUGAUUUCGACAUUCCCCUCGGCUAUGCUACAAAGCUACUUCCCUACAAUCCUUCAGAUCAUCCUUACCCGACUUCAGAACUCGAAGACUGAAAAUUUCUCACUCCGUUUUGUUCGAUUCUACCACUUCCUCUCAGCUCACCUAGAGAAUGGGUACGGAGCCGACUUCUUCAUUCAAUGCACUGAAAAUAUUCAAAACGGUGUUUUCACCCCCAUUUACCUUAGCAUAAUCCUUCCGGAAUCGAGGAAGCUUGCUCGCCCUCUUGAUCGCAAAAUUGCAAUUAUUUCAUUUGCCAAAACUCUUGCACACUCUGAAGCUUUCGCCUCCCGGUACAAGAAGGGAUGGGGUUUCACAUGCGAGGCCCUACUAUAUCUUCUCGACCAACCGAUCCUGCCUACCACUGGUGACGACAUUGUAACCGAGCAUGAUGUCGAAGACAUGGCAUUUGGAGUUGGAUUCACCCAGCUAACAACCAUUAAGAUGCCACCUAGAGACCCUUGGCCAGAGACUGGCCCGCAAGUCGGCCAGUGGGUUGCUACUUACCUGAAGGAGCAGAACAGCAAGAAUAAUGGAAAGAUUCAGAACUUCGCUCAAGAGAGGUUAGAUCCUCAGAUCUUACCCGGUUUGGCCAAACUUCUCGCAUAG
Molecule: messenger RNA, 924 nt
Organism: Trichophyton verrucosum HKI 0517
Lineage: Eukaryota; Fungi; Ascomycota; Eurotiomycetes; Onygenales; Arthrodermataceae
Exons: 3
Coding region: 1-924 (307 amino acids)
Biological process (GO): protein export from nucleus; protein import into nucleus
Cellular component (GO): cytosol; nuclear envelope
Molecular function (GO): nuclear export signal receptor activity; small GTPase binding
Source: RefSeq, a predicted model, not a curated record